AUGGCGAACGAGAAGAACGAUGCGCCAGUCACCCCCCUUGAGGUGGGGAGGACCCAAGGCGUCUUGACUGACGAGAAAGUCGCUCCUAACGCCCACGCACACGAGCUUCAUCGUUUCGACUCAGAGGAACAGGUCUUCGAAUCGCAUCUCAACGUUACCGAGGAUGAUCUUAUUGAGGCCAAAGCCAUCGCCGCUACCCUCUCGGUGGAGGGAGUGCGCAAGAUGAUGGAGAACGUUCUCAGAAUCCACGACCGCGACCCCAACUUUCCUCACAGUGUUCUCAUGAAGGUUCACGAGUUCCUUGGUGAGUAG
Messenger RNA from Colletotrichum spaethianum, 312 nucleotides. RefSeq lists its product as uncharacterized. The record is from RefSeq and is a predicted model, not a curated record. The coding region runs from base 1 to 312 and encodes 103 amino acids. NCBI's taxonomy places the organism in Eukaryota, Fungi, Ascomycota, Sordariomycetes, Glomerellales, Glomerellaceae. The transcript is spliced from 4 exons.